CAUCUCCAGCACAAGAGUUUAUCACAGUCAUAAGCAGCAGAUCAUUGUCUCUGGAGCCGUUCAGCCGCUGUGUGACUUUUGUUAAACCUUAAAUAAAACACACUUCUUUUCCCCGUGUGUUUCUCUGUGGAUUUGUUUUUAAGUUGGAACCCGUGUGGACGUCUCUCUUCUGAAACGCAGUCAUGAUCAGCCGCAACUUCAAGAACGUGCUGGUGGUGUCGGUGGGGUUUCUGUUCCUGUUCACGGCGUACGGAGGCCUGCAGAGUUUACAGAGCAGUCUGAAUGCGGAGGACGGGAUGGGCGUGGCCUCUCUGAGCGUCAUCUACGCCUCCAUCAUCGUCUCCUCCAUGUUCCUGCCGCCAAUCAUGAUCAAGAACCUGGGCUGUAAAUGGACCAUCGUCGCCGGGAUGGUCUGCUACGUCUCCUACUCCUUCGGAAACCUCUACCCAGGAUGGUACACCCUCAUUCCCACCUCUGUGAUCCUGGGUUUGGGGGGCUCCCCCCUGUGGUCGGCCAAAUGCACGUACCUGAGCAUCGCCGGGAACGCUCAGGCCACCAAGGACGGCGAGAAGGGCCCCGACGUCAUCAACCAAUACUUCGGGAUCUUCUUCUUCAUCUUCCAGUCGUCGGCCGUGUGGGGAAACCUCAUGUCGUCGCUCAUCUUCGGACAGGACCUGAACGUCGCGAACAUCCCAGAGGAUCAGCUGAUUUACUGCGGCACGGCCGACUGUGGCCUCAACGUCAGCGCCAGCAACAGCACCACCACCAGGCCGGCUCAGGAACUGGUGUGGACACUCGUCGGAAGCUACAUCGGUGUGGGUGUUGUGGCCAUCCUCAUCAUCUCAGUGUUCCUGGACAACAUCGACGGGAAGCAGGCUAGCGAGUUCCGCGGCAGCCACGAGCCGUUCGGCCGAACCUUCCUGGCCACGUUCCGGCUGCUGAAGGACUGGAGGCUGGUGACGCUCAUCCCGCUCACCAUGUACAGCGGCUUCGAGCAGAGCUUCCUGUCGGGGGAGUACACCAAGAACUACGUGACGUGCGCCCUGGGGAUCCACUACGUCGGCUUCGUGAUGAUGUGCUUCGGCGCCACCAACUCCUUGUGCUCCUUCAUCUUCGGCCGCCUGGCUCGCUACACGGGACGAGCCGCUCUCUUCCUCCUCGCCGCGUUGACGAACUUCGGCUGCAUCAUCGCUCUGCUGAUGUGGAAGCCGCAUCCGGACGAGCUAGCCGUGUUCUUCGUGUUUCCGGCUCUGUGGGGAAUGUCCGACGCCGUCUGGCAAACUCAGACCAACGCGCUCUACGGCGUCCUCUUCUCGGCCGACAAAGAGGCGGCGUUCGCCAACUACCGCAUGUGGGAGUCUCUGGGUUUCGUCAUCGCCUUCGCCUACAGCACCUUCCUGUGUCUGGAGAUCAAACUGUACAUCCUGCUGGCCAUGCUGCUGCUGACCGCCGUCACCUACCCCAUCGUGGAGUACCACGCCUACAAGAACCCACCGCCGGACGCCAAAGACGCCAUCGGGACACACGGAGACACCGUCCAGACAGAGGACAAAUUCAUCAUCUGUCAGACAAAAGUCUAGAGACAAGUGUCUCAUGCUUUUACUCAUCAAACAUUAUCGUCACAUUUCUCGAGCAACAACACGGACGAGAUGAAUGUUUGCCGGGAGAGAUAUUGUGAAUUAUGAGCAUCGUACUAAAUCUGUGAAGACGAACUGAGGAAGUUUGUGAGAAGAUCGGAACUUUGAUAGUUUACGAUAAAUGUGCAGAAAAAGAAAAACAUGAUUCUGGAUGUGACUCCGUUGUUUCACAUCUUCAUAAAUGUCAUCGUGCUGUAAAUGAAAU
This is a messenger RNA of Limanda limanda (common dab), 1842 nucleotides long. RefSeq names its product unc-93 homolog A (gene unc93a). The coding region runs from base 183 to 1580 and encodes 465 amino acids. NCBI's taxonomy places the organism in Eukaryota, Metazoa, Chordata, Actinopteri, Pleuronectiformes, Pleuronectidae. The transcript is spliced from 8 exons. The record is from RefSeq and is a predicted model, not a curated record.